AAUCAAACAAGAUCACACAUGACUAUAUUUAGGCUUACACAUUAAGAUAAUUUGAUGAGUCAAAGUGCUUAGAUGAACAGUUCCAAAAGUCAAAACUGGACAAAUACUCCGGGGACAGGAAGUAUAUAAUAAUAAUAAAAAUGUACAAUACAAAUUUUAUUUAGAUUUCUGAUCAAUAGUUAGAUUUGUGAUCAGUUGUUGCGGGAUUGGUGGGAAGUAAGCAAUGGAAGAAAGCGAAAGAUUGAGAGACGAAGAAGGAGAGGAGGAAGAGGAGAUAUGGAGCUGGGGAGCGGGCACAGAGGGCCAGCUGGGAACGGGGAAACUCUCCGACGAGCGCCGCCCACAGUUGAUUCGUUCUCUCUCCUCCUUUGGCCCCGUCUCUCUCCUCGCCUGCGGCGGCGCUCAUCUCAUCGCCCUUCUCUCAGGUGGAAGAGUGUUGACAUGGGGUAGGGGUUCAUCUGGGCAAUUAGGCCAUGGGGAAGCUGUUAACAGUCUGCAACCUAAGGCUGUUGAGGCUUUAGUAGACUCUGUUAUUAAACAUGUUUCUGCUGGGUGGAACCACUCUGGUUUUGUUUCAGAGAGCGGUCACCUUUUCAUGUGUGGAGAUGGUACUUUUGGGCAGCUUGGCCUUGGUGAUCAUUUAUCACAGUCUUCUCCUGUAGAAGUACCAUUUUUUAGGUCUAAACAUGUCAAGCAAAUUGCUUGUGGCAUGCGACAUUCACUUGCUUUGGUCAAAGGUAAUAUGGGAAAUCGUGUUUAUGGAUUCGGGUCUGGAAAACGUGGUCAACUGGGUAUAUCUGAUGGUAAAGUAAGGUCAGUUGCUGUUCCUCAGGUCACUUUGGGCUUGGAAAAUCUCUCAAUCAACUCCAUUUUUGCAAAUGGAGACCAUAGUGCAGCGAUAUGUGCUGAUGGACAUUUCUAUACAUGGGGAAGAGGUUUCGGUGGUGACUCGGAUAUGUUUAUGCCCAGGUGUGUUACAGUGAGGCCGUCAUUCAGCAAUGCUUCUCUAGGAUGGAAUCAUGCUCUUGUAUUAACAGGUGAUGGAGAAGUGUUAAUGAUAGGUGGCUAUAACUAUGAUGGUGCUUCUAGUGCUCGAAAACCACAGAUGAUGGCAAAAACAGAUAAAGGCGGCGGAAAUGAAGAGAUUGUUCAGAAGGUUGAUGCUCUCGUUGGGGUAAAGGUUCUCCAAAUUUCUGCAGGAUCUGAGCACUCGGCCUUGGUAACAGAUGAUGGAUCGGUAAUGACAUGGGGAUGGGGUGAACAUGGUCAGCUUGGCAUGGGAGAUACCAAUGAUCAAGCUCUUCCCCAAGUGGUUACUAUACUUGGCAAUUACAAGCAUGCUAAGAAGCCAUUUGUUGCCAAAGUUUACUGUGGCAGCGGAUUUACCUUUGUCAUAAAGAAGAAGGCUGUAAAUUAUCAGUAUUAAUUCACAACAUCCUAACUGGAUUCAUAGGUGUUUUUUAGAUCUGUUUUACAUCAAUAUGCAGUGUUGUUUGACCUCAAAUUGGGUUCCUAGCUUCCUUUAAUAGUACUUGUACUGAUAAAAGUGGUUCCAUUUU
Molecule: messenger RNA, 1559 nt
Organism: Cuscuta campestris
Lineage: Eukaryota; Viridiplantae; Streptophyta; Magnoliopsida; Solanales; Convolvulaceae
Source: the annotation of a GenBank genome assembly